Messenger RNA from Diatraea saccharalis (sugarcane borer), 1524 nucleotides. The record is from the annotation of a GenBank genome assembly. Lineage: Eukaryota; Metazoa; Arthropoda; Insecta; Lepidoptera; Crambidae.
AUGUUAUGGAGAAAGACAAAAUUGUUUGAAGAUGAAGAAAGAAUGACGUCUGCGGUCACAAAAAAUAGAUCGGAAAGAAAUAAAGCAGCCCAUUUUGCUUUUGAUAAAAAACAUUCAGUUUCAUUUACUGCACAUAGGCCUACCUUCAAAACUUCUACGCCGAGCUACAUUGAGUUUUAUUAUCUUGAUGAUAACGAUGAACGAUUAAAACGAAGAGAAGUUAUAAUGCCAAUGGCGAAUUUAAUGAAGAAACGACUAAAAGCUGAUAUAAAUAAUAAAAAUGGAAAUCAAAAACCUGAAUGGGAUCCUGUCCUAUCCUUUUACGUUAAUGAACCUGAAUUCAAAUUUGUUACCCCUCCAUUACACAGAAAUAUUGCCCAUUUUCAUGAGAAACCACAGUUACGUAGUAAGACAUUUUAUGACAAGCAAUCUAUGUAUGAUUUUAUAAGAGAAAAGCUUAAAGCAAAAAAUGUUGUCUUAGCAAAAAUGAAGUCGGCACUAAGUAGUAAUAAGAAGACUACAGAUUCAAAGAAAUCUCAUGAUGAAGAAACAUGUCCAGUCACGUUCACUUAUGGAAACAUGAAUUCAACCAAUAAUGAUACUACAUUAACCUCCGUUUACGAUAAAAUUAAAUUCUUUGAAACAUAUGAUCAACAUACCCAGCCACCCGAUGACAAACAAGAUCGCUACCGAGAUAUGCAAAAUAUGAUCAAAGAAAAUUACAUUGACUCUAACCAGAAAGUAGUGCUCGAAGAUAUUAAUAAAAAUAUAGGCCAUCAACACACUGGACUCCAUCAAACACAUGUUAAAAAGCACGUAUCUGAUGAUUUCGAAAAUAAAAUUAAAAAUAAUAACAACACAGUCAACACUACGACUACAAAUCAUGUAACUUGUAAAAUUAACAAUACAUCAAACGAGCAAAAUCCUACGAGGAACUACAAUUUUUUUAUGACCGACCAAAAGCUAUUUAAUUACACGUUAAAAGCGGCGAAAAAUGCAAGCAAGCCCGUUUUAUGGUCCGAUUAUCCUUUUGCUGCUGUAUAUAUUUAUGAGCCGUCUCAAAUACAUUGCGAUGCAGCUGCUCUGAGCCCUCAUUGGCUAAUGGCCUCUGGAGCUUGCCUGUCUCGCUACCAUCGCAAGGAUCCGAUGACGGAAAGACGAUCAGCUUUUGUAGCAUACUGUGGUGAAGACUGGUGGAGCCCCGAACGUAUUACUUACGUGAAAUAUAUUGUCGUACAUCCACGUUAUCACCCUAAAGACGACAAAAGGAAAUAUCUAUACAAUAUAGGUCUCAUUCAAGUUGUAGGUUCAAUGGCAUCCGCUUGCGUCAGCUGGGAACCUAUAUCUAUAAUGUCUCAUCAUUUUGCAGCAAAUGCUGAAGGGACUUUAGUAACAGCUGUGGGUUGGGGUAUGGACAGAUACGAUGUCAGAUAUUUUCAAUCACAUGUUCCCAAAGUUCCUUUACAUAUUUACAAGGCAAAUGUUUAUUCAUCAUCUUGCCCUGGAAAUAAAGCUUACAGGUAA